Messenger RNA from Mercenaria mercenaria, 1761 nucleotides. RefSeq lists its product as uncharacterized. The record is from RefSeq and is a predicted model, not a curated record. Gene Ontology annotation, molecular function: zinc ion binding; nucleic acid binding. Lineage: Eukaryota; Metazoa; Mollusca; Bivalvia; Venerida; Veneridae. Bases 1 to 1761 code for a protein of 586 amino acids. The transcript has a single exon.
AUGAGAAAUCGUACGUCUGAAUCUACACCAAAACAUACGACAGAAGCGUUUGUAGCGGGAGAAAAUAGAGCAAUUACGCAAGCAUUUACGAAAGCGUGUAGAUACUGCAACGGCGAGCACUGGAGCGAUGAAUGUAAAAGGUAUAAAACAAUUGAUGAAAGGAAAAAACGGUUGAAAGGAUGCUGUUAUAAAUGUUUGAAAGAUAAUCAUAAAGCAAAGGACUGUAAAAGCACAAGAAUUUGUACGUACUGCAAGAAAGUGAACGUACAUCACAGAAGUUUAUGUGACAAAAGAUUUCAAAUUAAUCAAAAUCUUGAAAGCGCAAAUUUGUCCAAUGAAGUGGAAAAUGUUGAAAAUACGGAAAGCGAAAAUAAAACAUUAGAAAACGAAGAAACAGGACUUCUAUCUUACAAUGAAAAUGUAUUAAUGCAAACAGCAUUUACAGAAAUAACAAAUGCAAGAAAUAGGCAAAGUGAACAUGUAAAACUUAUGCUUGACUGUGGAAGUCACCGAACAUAUGUUUCACAAAGUUUAGCAGAUCGUUUGAACCUGGAGGUAAAUGGAGAGCAAAGCAUUCAUCUUAUAACAUUUGGUAGCAGAAAUAAAAAGGUUAUACAAACAAAAUCAACGAAGAUCGAUAUUAAACUUCAAAACGGAGAGUACAUGACACUGACUGCAAAUAUUGUACCUAACAUCACUGGAACUAUCAGUAGAAAGGCGGUUAGACUGAAAUCACAGUCUAAGUUUGACAGUCUUACAAAGGAUCUUAUAUUAGCGGACAAUAUCCCCACCCAAAAUGAAACUGAAACACUUGAUUUGCUUAUUGGUAAUGACUAUUAUCUGGACAUUGUGCAGACUGAAAAAAUCGAAGUUCAGCAAGGACUCUACCUAUUAGCGACAAAAUUUUGCUGGAUGCUUUCAGGGAGAACAGAAGUUACUGAUGAAUAUGAUUCUAGUGACAUGAACAUGUUGAUUCUAAACUAUGGAAAUAACGUAACAAAAACAAAUGUAUUCACAAAGGCGGACAGUGUAGUUCCAACAAAACCAGAUAUCGAAGACUUUUGGAAUGUUGAAUCUAUUGGAAUAACUACUGAAAGGGAAAACACAGAUGAUCAAAUUGUUAUGCAACAUUUCAAAGAUACACUUAAGCGCGAGGACGGGCGAUAUCAGGUUACAUGGUCCUGGAAACGAGAUAUUGAUGAAUUGCCGGAAAAUCGUGGAUUGGCAUUAGGGAGACUGAAAUCAUUAGUUACUCGAAUCGAAAGACAACCUGAACUGAAACAGCAAUACGACGAUGUAAUUCAAGACCAGCGUGCAAAGGGCGUUAUUGAAAAAGUUGACAAAUGUGCAGAGUACGGAUAUAAACAUUAUAUCCCACACCAUGUAGUUAUCACACCAACGAAAAGUACAACCAAACUUCGAGUUGUUUAUGAUGCAUCAGCGAAGACAAGAGCUGACAACAAAAGUCUGAAUGAAUGCUUAUACAGAGGCCCUGUCAAGCUACAUGACCUCUGUGGAAUUUUAAUGCGGUUUAGAUUACACAAAAUUGGUAUAGUUGCCGAUAUAGAGAAGGCAUUUCUGCAAGUGGGAUUACAACCUUUAGAAAGAGACGUUACCAGAUUUCUGUGGCUCAAGGACAUCAAUACAUCAAUCGUAAAUGAAGACAAUAUACAAGAAUUUCGCUUUGCAAGGGUGCCGUUUGGCGUAAUUUCGAGUCCAUUUCUACUGGGUGCCACUAUCGAAUGCCAUCUGGAUUCAUAG